Molecule: messenger RNA, 930 nt
Organism: Rhinocladiella mackenziei CBS 650.93
Lineage: Eukaryota; Fungi; Ascomycota; Eurotiomycetes; Chaetothyriales; Herpotrichiellaceae
Exons: 2
Coding region: 1-930 (309 amino acids)
Biological process (GO): mitochondrial respiratory chain complex IV assembly
Cellular component (GO): membrane; mitochondrion
Source: RefSeq, a predicted model, not a curated record
AUGGCCAAAUAUGAUCUGAAUUUUCUCCGGUCGAUAUUGAUCCACCCUCGGAAACCCCUCCGCGGACAACGGAUCGGCCAGAGUCGCCAUGUCAAUACCAGAAAAUCACCACCCAGUGUCGAGGAUCCCGAUUUUGUCUCAAUAGUUGAUGCCCCUCCGCGGAUCGUGAGAGUGGGACAGAAGCAUAACAAGCUGGGCAUUGCAAUCCUUGCUAUUAUUCCGGUCACGGCAUUCGGCUUAGGUACCUGGCAGAUCCAGCGCCUAGAUUGGAAAACCAAACUGCUCGCAAAGUUCGAAGAUCGACUGGUCCGCCCUCCAUUACCUCUCCCCCCUCGAAUCGAUCCAACUGCGAUCCAUGAGUUUGAUUAUAGAAGAGUCUACGCUACAGGAAGGUUUAGGCAUGAUAAAGAGAUGCUAAUUGGCCCACGAACGCAGGAUGGUAAAGAUGGAUUUCUAGUCGUUACCCCUUUAGAGCGAGAAGGUGGGAGCACGAUCCUUAUCAAUCGUGGAUGGAUCAGCCGGGAAAUGAAGUUUCAGCAAGACCGAGAUCCUUCAUCUUUGCCCACAGGCGAAGUCACUGUCUCAGGUCUCUUACGCGAACCUUGGAAAAAGAAUUUUUUCACACCCAGCAAUAAGCCUGAAAAGGGCAAAUUUUACUUUCCGGAUGUUGAGGAGAUGGCCAGCGUUGCGGCAGCAGAUCCUGUAUGGAUAGAAGAGACCAUGACGCCCGAUCUAUUGGUCAGCUAUGACCGACAAAAGAAAGGAGUCCCCAUUGGAAGACCGGCGGAAGUCCAUCUCAGGAAUAAUCAUUUACAGUACAUAUUCACUUGGUAUUCGCUGUCUGCCGCCACAAGUCUCAUGUUGUGGAUGCUACUUCGAAAGAAGCCCGUGGACAGAAGCCGACGAGUUCGACAUGUGACGAACUGGUAA